AAAAACGCGGACAAAUUUUUGCUCGAGUUACGCUUCUGGUAUAACUUCCUAUUCUGUGAUUUAAAGAAGUAGUGUUGUUACUAUGGUUACGCCAAGCAACCAAAAGCAAAAACAAAUAUGGCGGCCGCACUAAGAUGUGUAUAUGAUAAUUCACACAUGUUUCUUCAAGACGGUUCAACUACACCGCUUCCAAAGCCUUACUUGCCAUCCAUACCGCCUGCAAAAACCCGGAAACAAUCUUAUAGCAGGUAUGCCAAGUCUUAAAGUUUGUAUUUUGGUAUUUAUAAAUUCCCUAAUCACUGCUUUUGUAAUUCAAUCGUUUUCAAUUAAAAGUUUACACUUGUGAUACAAAUAUACAAUAUAAAUUUACAAAUGCCAAUAUUUGUAUGAUAGCAUAGAGUAAUAUGUAUAAUUAUUUGCAUAUAAGUAUGUAUGUGUAUAUUGUAUACAGUAUAUGUAUGACAUUUUUCCAAAAAGUGCUCAAACUCUCAGUAGUUCAUUACUUCACUAAAAAAUAGAAAAAUCUAAUUUUUCCAAUGUUAUAGCUUAACAGUUUAAAGGUGCUGGUUUUGUUAGGUAAUGUUGAAGCUUCAAGGCUGAAUACAAGUGGUAAUAACUAACAUUUAUUGAGCUCACUCCAAAGGUUGUUUGCUCAAAAACCUACAUUUUGUUUAUACAAGAAGCAGUCCUAUGACUGCAUGAAACUUGAAAUUGGUGGAAACCUGUUUUAUGUAUUUGUUUUAUGUAUAUAUUCAAUUUAUUUUUAAUUUAAUAUAAGUAAUAUUUUCUUGUAUUUUUGAAGGUUUGUACAUGAAGCACCCUUGUUGGCUUUAUCUGGCACAAGAUAUGACACUAAACCUCCCCCUAAGGUAUGUGAGAAUUUGAGGAAUGCAAAACGUUUUCUCACACACUGAGAUUAUAUGACAGAAUAGACUAUAUAGAAGCCUGACCUCUUGAUUUUUCCAAUGAUUUUGGCAUAACUGUAAUUUGUCAUCAAAAUGCUGACGCCAUGGGCCUUGAUAGGCAUUCCCCCCCUGAAAAUAUUCAAAAUGGUGGAUGUCCGGGGGGUAAUGCCUCUCAUUAGCACACUCUUAGCCCAUGGCGUCAGCAUUUUGAUGAUGAAUCAUGGCAUGGUAUAGCGGUUUCUCGGGUACAUUGACCUUCUGUAUGUCUUUAUUCUGUGAUGUGGUAGCAUGCUAAGAAAGCAUAUUCUCAAAACAAGGGAGUCUCUAUAUUGGGCUAGCCUGGGCUCAGUUUAGGCUGCCUGGCUAUCCUGGUUCAUGUCAUGAAUAUGUUUUUCUUUGUGGCAAAAUGUAAUUUUAAUUACAACUAGUCGAAGGCCCCAGUUACACAAUACCAGAAUCACUUUUUACUACACCAAUGUAUGCUGCCUGAAAAUAUUCAAAAUGGUGGAUGUCCAGGGGGUAAUGCCUCUCAUUAGCACACUCUUAGCCCAUGGCGUCAGCAUUUUGAUGAUGAAUCAUGGCAUGGUAUAGCGGUUUCUCGGGUACGUUGACCUUCUGUAUGUCUUUAUUCUGUGAUGUGGUAGCAUGCUAAGAAAGCAUAUUCUCAAAAUAAGGGAGUCUCUAUAUUGGGCUAGCCUGGGCUCAGUUUAGGCUGCCUGGCUAUCCUGGUUCAUGUCAUGAAUAUGUUUUUCUUUGUGGCAAAAUGUAAUUUUAAUUACAACUAGUCGAAGGCCCCAGUUACACAAUACCAGAAUCACUUUUUACUACACCAAUGUAUGCUGCCUGAAAAUAUUCAAAAUGGUGGAUGUCCAGGGGGUAAUGCCUCUCAUUAGCACACUCUUAGCCCAUGGCGUCAGCAUUUUGAUGAUGAAUCAUGGCAUGGUAUAGCGGUUUCUCGGGUACGUUGACCUUCUGUAUGUCUUUAUUCUGUGAUGUGGUAGCAUGCUAAGAAAGCAUAUUCUCAAAAUAAGGGAGUCUCUAUAUUGGGCUAGCCUGGGCUCAGUUUAGGCUGCCUGGCUAUCCUGGUUCAUGUCAUGAAUAUGUUUUUCUUUGUGGCAAAAUGUAAUUUUAAUUACAACUAGUCGAAGGCCCCAGUUACACAAUACCAGAAUCACUUUUUACUACACCAAUGUAUGCUGCCUGAAAAUAUUCAAAAUGGUGGAUGUCCAGGGGGUAAUGCCUCUCAUUAGCACACUCUUAGCCCAUGGCGUCAGCAUUUUGAUGAUGAAUCAUGGCAUGGUAUAGCGGUUUCUCGGGUACGUUGACCUUCUGUAUGUCUUUAUUCUGUGAUGUGGUAGCAUGCUAAGAAAGCAUAUUCUCAAAAUAAGGGAGUCUCUAUAUUGGGCUAGCCUGGGCUCAGUUUAGGCUGCCUGGCUAUCCUGGUUCAUGUCAUGAAUAUGUUUUUCUUUGUGGCAAAAUGUAAUUUUAAUUACAACUAGUCGAAGGCCCCAGUUACACAAUACCAGAAUCACUUUUUACAACACCAAUGUAUGCUGUUCAGGAGUAAUGUCUGUCCACAAAAUUUCCCCCUUUAAUAGUUUUCAUUACAAGCAAAUACGAUACUGUGUAACUGGGAUCUAAACUUUUAUUUUUUCUGAAAGUCUUGAAUAAGCCACUGUAUGUAAGACAUAUUGGAAGAAAUUAGUCCACAUGUAUAACCAGGCUGGCCUGUUGUGACAAUUACAAACUGCCCCUAAAUGUGAAAUUCUAAUUCAGUUUUUAAAAUUGUUCUGUUAUUGAUUUGUAUAGUCGCCGUGUGUACCCAAAGGUCAAAAACGAGCUUUGGUUGGUCUGACUAAUCGAUGGCGACUACCAGAAAAUGUUGCAUCUGAUCUACUAGGCUCAUCUCAAGCCAUGAAGUCUGUAUUUGUGCCUUACAAUGAAACUUUAGUACCCAUUAACACAGGUACAGUCACAUGUGAUCAAAUGUUGUUGUAG
Molecule: messenger RNA, 2903 nt
Organism: Paramuricea clavata
Lineage: Eukaryota; Metazoa; Cnidaria; Anthozoa; Malacalcyonacea; Plexauridae
Source: the annotation of a GenBank genome assembly